Messenger RNA from Haliaeetus leucocephalus (bald eagle), 677 nucleotides. RefSeq names its product TP53RK binding protein (gene TPRKB). Gene Ontology annotation, biological process: tRNA threonylcarbamoyladenosine modification; telomere maintenance via recombination. The record is from RefSeq and is a predicted model, not a curated record. Bases 132 to 659 code for a protein of 175 amino acids. Lineage: Eukaryota; Metazoa; Chordata; Aves; Accipitriformes; Accipitridae. The transcript has 4 exons. Gene Ontology annotation, cellular component: EKC/KEOPS complex; cytosol; nucleus.
GAAAGCCGUCCAUGAGUGGCUGCGUGUGACUAAAAUUGCGCGAGAGACGAGGCAAGAGCGGGCGCGUCUCUGUGCGGUCGUUACUCUGUCGGGCCGGUGCUCCCGGGGCCGGUCUGCGCCAUCGGUGGGAGAUGGAUUUAACGCAUCAGCUGGAGCUGUUCCCCGGCUGCAGCGUGACUCUCCUCCUCUUCAGCCACGUGAAAAAUGCCGCCGCUCUGAGGAAAAAAGCCGUGGAAGGAUCCAUUGAAGGAGCGUUAAUAAACCCUGCAAUGAUUGUAGAUCCUUUUCAAAUUCUUGUGGCAGCCAACAAAGCAGUUCAUCUACACAAGAUAGGUAAAAUGAAGACCAGAACUCUCUAUGCAGAAAUUAUUUUCAGCCUUUCACCAAACAACAAUAUUUCAGAUGCAUUUAAAAAGUUUGGCAUUUCAGACAGUGACACAGCAGUACUUGUUGUUCUGGUUGUGGACAGAGAAAAAACUGUAAAUCUGGAAGAUAUAGCAUCUCAGGUAGAAGGCCAACAGGUUUCUCUAGAUGAACUCCCCCAACUAACAGACACUGCCAAAGUUAAGAAGAUGUACAAAGUUACUCCACAGGAAGAAAAAAUCGGCACCUUAUUGGAUAGUAUUGUUUGCAGAAUGUCAACAAAAGAUGUUUUAUGAAAAUGUGGAAAUAAAUUU